AUGGCCGAAAAGCUUACCGACGACCAGGUCGCAAACCUGAUGACCAUCUUGCGAAGCGACAACAUCCACUUCGACACCAAAGUCCAGUAUGUCAAUACAAUCAAAUCCGGCAUCAAGCAGCACAACGUCCCCGAGACCUGUAUCCCCCAGCUUUUCGAAGGCCUCCGGAGCGCCUCCGCCUCGCAGCAUGUCGCGCUGGCUACCGCUGGCUUCACAGCACUCAAUCACCUCUUUACGCGCAUGUCGCGCCAGGAGCCCAAACAUCUGGCUAAAGAGGCGGCGCGAACGCUCCCUCUUGUCGUGGAGAAGCUGGGGGAUUCAAAGGAUAAGCCUCGCGCAUUGGCGAUGCUGAGUCUCAACACGCUGUAUACCGUUGCCCCCGCCGACGUAGAGCGCUCGAUUCGAAAUACAGCCAUGGUGGGCAAAAAUCCGAGAGCCAAGGAGGCGUCUAUGCAGUGGCUUUUGGAGACUCACCAGCAACACGGACUGCCGUUUCGAGGAUAUGUUCCAAUACUGAUGGAUCUUCUGGAAGAUGCGGACGGAAUGGUCCGAGAUACUGCUAAAAGCACCGUUAUCGAACUCUUCAAGAAUGCUCCUGGAGCUGCGAAAACCGAUUUGAAAAAACAACUGAAGAACUUCAAGGUUCGACCUGCCAUCGAGCAAGCCAUCGUGAAAGCUCUUGUACCCACCGGUGCCCGCUCAGACGCCGUGCCAGAUCGACCCACUACGCCCAUGGUUGAUCCUCUGGCCGAAUCCGUUGAACCGCAAUACGUUAAUACCCAUCGCGAAUUGGACGACCUCUUUAGGGAUAUGGCUCCUUAUUUUGAAGGAAAAGAAUCUGAGCAGAAUUGGAUGAAGAGAGAGCAGAGCACUGUGACAUUACGGAGGCUGGUGGCUGGCAAUGCCCCGGCUGACUUUUUGGACACAUUUGCCGCUGGUUUGAAGGUAUUGCUAGACGGCAUCAUAAAGGCUGCUACCUCACUGCGUACAAGCUUGUCCAAAGAAGCCUGCAGUUUAGUCCAGGAAAUUGCCAACACGUUCGGGCCCGCUAUGGACCCUCUGGUCGAGCUUCUCAUGCAAACGUUUAUGAAAUUGUCUGCCAAUACCAAGAAGAUUACCUCUCAGAUGGCCAAUUCUGUUAUAGACGCCAUCUUAAGCAAGGCCACAUACACUCCUCGUCUCAUGCAGCACAUUUGGGGUGCAGUUCAAGACAAGAAUGUUCAGCCUCGAACAUACGCCGCUGGAUGGUUAAUAACAAUAAUAAGGAAGGAAGCUCAUCACAAAAAUCACAUUGAACAUUCUGGCGGUGUCGAUUUGAUAGAAAAGUGUAUCAAGAAGUCUCUAAGUGAUGCUAAUCCUAGCGUCAGGGAAAAGAUGAGAGCGACCUAUUGGACAUACUGGGGCGUAUGGCCAGGAAGAGCAGACGCAUUCAUGGCAGACUUGGAACCGACUGCCCAAAAGCUGCUUCUCAGGGAUCCAAAUAAUCCAAACGCUGGAAAGAAAGUAGAAGCACCGGCUGCUACAUCCAGGUUGGGAUCAGGAUUCUCGAGGAGCGCCAAUGCGGCCAGCAGCAAACCAAGUCUACGGGAGACUAUGAUGGCUCAAAAGAAGGCCGCGCUGAGCGCAAGGAGCAUACCAAGCCGACCUGGCUCUGCUAUGUCCACAUUCUCUGCUGCCUCUUCUAAUAACUCGAGUAGCCAACUUAGCACGGCGACCGCGUCGAAACGGCACCGAGCCGAGCCUGGUACAAUUUCAGUCAACGCAGGUGGCAUGUCCGUGGCGCCUAUGCGGCCAGCCAAGAGGCGGCCAGAGGUAGCUCGCCCUGCAACGGCUGGUCCUUACUCUGUUCGAGACCAGCCGUCGUCCGUAGAGGCCCAUAGCCCAGAGGGGCCCAAGUCCAAAUUUGCAUCCUCAUCGUCAUCAACAUCAUCGACCAGGCCCGAGAGGAUCAGAGAGACUACGCCCCAAAGGCCAUCAUCACGGGCCCAUCAUGGGUCUCAUGCAAGCGAGUCGAGUAUUACAUCCCCAACAACCAUGCGGCCGACUGGAAUACCAUCGCCACGCGCUAGCCCAGCCAGACUUCGGCAUUCUCAAACGAUAAUUCAUACACUGAGCCCAACCAGAGCAACUGAUGAUCUCACAUUGGUAGUGCCCACACUUUCUAGCAUGCAGUCGGCUUCAGCAAGGUUAGAGUCGCCACCACAGCCAUUGUUUGCCCGUGCCUCACCAACCCCUGUCCUCCCCGCUGAAAUCCCUUUAUCUCCUCGCACUGAGCUACCUACUCGGACAUUGAGGGUAUACGAAGACCCUUUUACCGACGACGAGCCAACUCCAAGACAGUCUCUUCCUUCUGCUCCUGUUUUGGAGGAGAGGACAAUCAACGAAGAUGCUGCCAACAUUCAGAGGUCGACAUUGCCACCUCUAUCAGAUGAGGUAGAGUUUCAGGAGAAGAACGGACAGAACGCCCGUCUCUUGGACAGCGGCAUAAACAAAAUUAGAGCCAAGACUCUGGAAGUCCACGGGUUCCGAAAGCUGCAAUCUCUGAUCCGAGAUAGUAAAACUGUCUUCACUGAUCAAAGAUUCGAAGCCCUUCUGGUUGGCUUGUUCCAGUACUUGGAGGACCCUCUGGCUGAUCUCCCCGCAGGCAAAUCCCAGGAUGUGAAGGCUCAAAUUCUCACGACUAUCAAGCUCUUGUUGAAAAAGGAGCGAAGGAACUUCCAGCCCCAUGUUUCGCGAGGUCUCGAGUCCCUCCUCCAGACUCGCGGCUGCUACGAUACCCGAGCCCAUGUGGUGAGCGGCCUAGAGCUGUUGGCAGAUGAGCUUGUUACCCUCAGUGACGGCUCCGAGACUGUCGUCGUGCUCACAAAGCGCCUGCAGUCCUGCAGUGACGCCACGACUGAAGGUUGCCGCACUCUUAGCAUGGGCCUUCACGUCCUGAAAGAGAUGCUAGCAAAGCGACCCGAGUACAUCCCUACUCAUAAGGAGCUCUUGCAGCUCACCAACCUGGCAGGCCGGUGUCUUGAGUCAGCCGAUUCAGGCGUUCGCAUGGACGCUGUCAAAUUCUGCGUUGCUCUACAUACUCGUGUUAGGGAGGCGGCUUUCUGGGAGGCCAUGGCUGGAAUCAAGGACGAUCCUAAGAGCCUGAUAACGUAUUACAUUGUCAAGAAGCAGCGUGAAGACGGGAUGCAUUCAUGA
Messenger RNA from Trichoderma asperellum CBS 433.97, 3195 nucleotides. Lineage: Eukaryota; Fungi; Ascomycota; Sordariomycetes; Hypocreales; Hypocreaceae. The record is from RefSeq and is a predicted model, not a curated record.